UAAAUAAAUUUAGUCUAGUUGUAAAAUUAUAUAGGCAAAGAUUAUUUUAAUACAACUUUUCGAUGAAAACUAUUUUAAUACAUCUAAGUGCACAGUUGUAAAUUAAUUCACUGACUUUAAUAUAUGUUGGAUAUCUAAAAGGUGAAGAAAAGGAAGUGUCACUGUGGUCGAAUGAGUUUAUCACAAAUUUUAUACAACUAUGAUAGCUACUAUUACACUAUUAACAAAUAGACUACACUUCAUUUAAAAGAAAUCAUGUACAGUUCAAUAUUUUAUUGUUAUACAACGUUAUUAUUAUUAGUAAUUUUAAUGUCUGGGAAUUUCAAUUUACAAGUUGCUGGUUAUAUACUUUGUCACUGUGAUACAGACGAUUGUCGUGCUUUUGGAUAUAAUGAAUGCAAAGCUGAGUUUUAUUGUUACAGUAUUUAUGAAUUGAGUUGGACGUCAGAUACAAGUGAUCAGUUGACAAAUCGAUCAACAGAAAUUACUGGCACCUCUAUUAGUCGUGGUUGUGUAUCGAAUAGUUUUUUAACAAUGUGUACAAAAAAAGAUAUUCAACCAAAGAAACAAUUUAAUUCACCUUAUUUAAUGACACAUUGUUGUCGAGAUGCAUGGUGUAAUGCAGAAAAAGUGAAAAUUGCUCACAGUGACUGGUCAUCUAAUGAACCGAAACGCUUUGUUCCAAAGACAGCAGAUUAUUCCCAGUAUGAAGAACAGAUAAAACCAGCUAGUUUACGACAGCAUCCACAGUUUAAACCGUCUUCAUCAUUCAUGAAUUCUGGAGCUGUUGAAGGUGGUUUUCCUCAGGCGGUCCCUCAAAAUUCCAAAGAAUCAAUGGAGUCCAAACAAGGAAAUCAUGAGACUGUUAAUUCUAAAAAACCCUUGAGACGGAAAAAUGAAAAGAGAAUACAAAGUGAUGUGACGGAGUCAAAUCAUGCAUUAUCAAACAAAUUACAUUCUCCUUAUUUAAAUCCACUGAAACCAAUGCCUUCUAAAUCUUACAGCAUGAGCGUUUUAUUAGCAAAGCCGAUUUAUGUGGCUUUGGGGAUCGCCAUAUCCAUCAUCCUAAUUGGUCUUAUAUUCCUGUCAACCGCCCUACUACUUUAUCGUAAACACAAACACUUUCCUAUUACUAAUUGUCAUACAACUUGUAAUUAUUCAUGUCAUAAUAAUAGAAAUACUCUAGCAUCACCUAUUAGUGAAAGAGUCAAUCAUAUAAGUGCUAUAGGAAUGUCAGAAAAUAUAAACAACUGUCAAAAUUGGAGUCAAAUGAGUAUCGUAUAUCCAAAUAAGCAUUCAAGUGAUCAACCACUUUUCUUAAAUGGUAUCAAUUCUACUGAAAGCAUAAAUCCUUCUACGGAAUAUCGAUCAUCCCCAUUAGGUCAGAUGGAUAAUAACUGGAUGAAACCAAUCAAUAAUGUGACUUCACAAGAAUUACAGAAAAAUACCAAUGUGGCAAAGUCACUUACAUACUAUUGCACUUAUUGUUGGUGUUGUUUUCCAUACAAAGACAGUGUUAUCAUGAUUAACCAGAAUCAUGAAAAUCAUACAAAGAAUAAAAAUGUCAAAUCAAUAGACAACUUAUCUCAUCUCUUUAAAAGAACACCAGCGACAACAACAAGUGACAGUAAUAAUAUUAAUAAUAAUAAUGAUACUAAUACUAAGAGCAUUUCUAAUCCUCUUGAAGGCCAUCCUCACCAUCAUCCAGUAAGAUGUGAAGAAAGUGAAGUUAGUCUGAGUACAGAAAAUCAAAAAUAUGAUCCAAGCAGUAUAUCUACACCAUUAUUUAGCAUACAUUCAGCGUCAACACAACAAAUACAAGAUUUAGUGGAUUAUAAAAUGUUGAACUCGAACAAUAUCAACAAUUACGACAACACCCCCAACAACAACAAUAAUAAUAAUAGUAAUAAUAAUAAUAAUAGUAACAAUCGAUCAUUAUUCAUUAGCAACCAAAAUACAUUCACAUGGAUUCAGAGUCAACAAACUCAAGCUCAGAACCAAACACAUCUUCAUCAUCAAAACAGCUUUCCUGAAACACUUCAACGCUUAAAUUCAAAUUUAGUAGGCAAACAGAUAGAUAAACAAAAAAUGCAUUCAUUGUUCAAUGGGUUAAAUGAAAAUUAUUCCGAUUCAAGUUAUUUAUAUGAUAAUAACAACCAUAUUAAUAAUAAUGAUAACAGUAAUUCAGAUUAUGAGCUAGUUAAAACAAUGCCAAAGCAUAAAUCACAUGAAAAUGAUUUACACUGUAAAGCAGAGGAAGUUAAUUCAGAUAAUCAGAUAAGAAGUGAUAUUAAUGGUAACAGUAAUGUAAAAAAUCGAAUCAGUACUACAACUAAUAAAAAGAUAUGUUUACCAGGAAUAUACCAUAAUACAGGUAUGCAUGUAGAAUGCAAUAAGAGCCAACAAGACGAUGUACCUAUACCCAUUCAGUUAUCCGACUUAACCUUUCCUCAUCUUCCACCGCCUCCAUCUUAUCCGCCACCCCCGUUAACUAAUCAACAACAACAACAACAACAGCGAAGCCAACAACGAUUCACCGAGAAUCAAUCAGCUCAAAAUAAAACUUCCCUCCUUAUAGAGCUACAACGAUAUGAUGGUCUAUUAUUACAACGUCAAAGAGGCACUGGAAAGACGAGUAGUGGUGGAGAAGACAGCAAAACAAUAGAAAGUGAACAAUCAGAAGUAAAUCCAGCCUGGAAAUCAUCAUAUAAUUCCCAUGAAAAUAGUAGUAUAGCUAGUACAACUAUAUUAGGACAAAGAAAACAUUUUGCUAACCAUCAGAGAAUACAAGAUUAUUCACCGGAUUUUAACAAGUUAUCUGGACAUAAAUUUAUACAGAAUGAUUUUAUUGGAUUGGCAACAUUUCGUAAAGCGGAUGAUGAAAAGUCUAUCGAUUUAGUUACACCUUAUGCACAAUUCGAUUUAUCCUCAGACUCAAGUGUGUACAAUAACUCAAAACAAUAAUAAGUUUGCAGUUGUUGCUGCUAUAGUUUUGUUUGUUUUUUUCUAAAGAAUAUUUAUAUAACGGACAAAAAAAAUGCUACUUUAUUAUGCAAUACAGAUAUCACGCCUUGUUCAUUUUUCU
This is a messenger RNA of Trichobilharzia regenti, 3085 nucleotides long. Lineage: Eukaryota; Metazoa; Platyhelminthes; Trematoda; Strigeidida; Schistosomatidae. The record is from the annotation of a GenBank genome assembly.